Messenger RNA from Corythoichthys intestinalis (scribbled pipefish), 2949 nucleotides. RefSeq names its product component of oligomeric golgi complex 4 (gene cog4). Gene Ontology annotation, cellular component: COG complex. Lineage: Eukaryota; Metazoa; Chordata; Actinopteri; Syngnathiformes; Syngnathidae. Gene Ontology annotation, biological process: Golgi organization; retrograde vesicle-mediated transport, Golgi to endoplasmic reticulum. The record is from RefSeq and is a predicted model, not a curated record. Bases 226 to 2556 code for a protein of 776 amino acids. The transcript has 20 exons.
CCUUAAACCAUUCCCCGAUUUGUUUUUCACAGGAUCAAUUUUGCGGAAAAUGCCCUUCUUUGAUGGCACAAUUAAUAAUUAAUGCCCGUAUGGUUUCACUCUGUAGCCAGGAAUUGAGUACUAAACCUGACAUUUGAAUCCGUAUGUACUGGAGGUGGAAGGCGUCUAUGCAAAGGAUCGUGCCUAAAAGACUACAACCAGGGAAACACUUUUUCCGUAUUGGGGAUGAAGAUGGCUGACAGUGGAUCCGUCCCAGCGAAAAGAUGCGAUUCUGGCAAUCUUUCCUCUGUAAGUAUGGACACUAUUUCAGCGCUGACCGAGUUGGACGACCUGGAGAGAGUUUAUCAGCAACUCUGUGUAGAAGAGAAAGCAGUGGAGGUUGAACUUGACCGGCUGGUGGCACAGGAGGGAACCAUUCACACAAAGAUGUUGGCACUCCAAAGGAUGGGGCCCAACCUCCAGUUGAUCGGUGGAGAUGCCAGCCAGCUGUCUGGCAUGAUCACAUUCACCUGCAGCCUAGCAGAGAAUGUCAGCCGCAAAGUCCGACAGCUAGACUUGGCAAAGACACGGCUGUACAACGUCAUCCAGCGUGCCGAUGACAUCCUAGAUUUGAAGUUCUGCACCGACGGCGUCCAAACAGCUCUGCGGAAUGAAGAUUACGAACAGGCUGCUGCCCAUAUCCAUAGAUACCUUUCCCUGGAUCAGUCGGUCAUUGAGCUCAGCCGACAGGGAGAUGAAAGUAGCACGGCGGAUGCCAAUCUCCUCCUGCUGCAGGAGGCUGAGCAGAAACUGAAGGUCAUUGUGGCUGAUAAGUUGGAUGAAGCUGUGGCUGCCGUGGACCUGGCGCAGGUGGAGAGGUUUUUCAAGAUCUUCCCCUUGCUGGGCCUCCACGAGCAAGGCCUUGCCCGCUUUGGACAGUAUCUAUGCAGUCAGCUUGCUUCCAAAGCAGAAGAGAACCUGAUUUUAGCAACAGGAGGAGAUUUGGGCGAAAAAAGAGCUCCUCUCAUAUUCGCAGAUACGCUGACGUUAUUGCUCGAAGGCAUCGCUCGUGUUGUUGAGACCCAUCAGCCUAUCGUAGAGACCUAUUACGGUCCAGGCCACCUUUACACACUCAUCACUCACUUGCAGCAGGAGUGUGACCAACAGACCCAAAAGAUAGUUGACAAGUUCAUGCAGCAAAGAGGAUACCUCGGCAAAUUUCAGAUUGUCCAGAGCAGUAUGAUGAAAAGUGCGCCCGGGGAGCGGAUCGAGCCCAGAGAGUUGGACCCAGUAUUGGCCGAAGUCACUUUAAUGAAUGCGAGGGCAGAGCUUUACCUGCGAUUCUUGCGCCGACGUAUAAUGGCCGACUUUGAAGUGGGAGACCCGCAGAGCAUCACGCCAGAACAUAAUCAGAAUGUGGAGAAGCUGCUUAAACACUGCGUGCUAAGCAGGAACAUGCAGGAGCUUAUUGGAUACUACAUUCCAAUGGAGGAAUACUACAUGAGAGAGUCUGUCAACAAGGCGGUUACAAUGGACACAUAUGAGAAAGGUCUGCUGACAUCCAGCAUGGUGGAUGACUGUUUCUAUAUUGUAAAGAAGUGCAUCAGUCGAGCUCUCUCCAGCUCAAGCAUCGACUGCCUUUGCGCCAUGAUCAACCAUGCCAACUCGGUGCUCGAGUCCGACUUCAGGGAGGUGUUGUACAACAAGCUGAGGCAGGGUUUCCCUGCCACCACCCUGCAGGACAUCCAGCGCGGUGUCAGCAGUGCAGUCAGUCUGAUGCAGAGCAGCUUGCAGCAGGGCAAGUUCAACACAGAGUUCAACAUUGAGAGCGCUGAAAACGCCAAGGCUGCUUUUUUGGUAACUCUCAAUAAUGCCGAAGUGUGCAGUGAGAACAUCUCCACGUUAAAGAGGAACCUUGAGAAAGACUGCGCCAAGUUGUUCAGUCAAGGGUCGAGUUCCGGUGACCGAGCCAAGAUUGAGAGCUGCUUGUCCGACCUCGUCAGCACAUCUACAAAGUUUAAGGACCUUUUGCAGGAGGGCCUAACUGAGCUGAACACGACAGCCAUCAAGCCUCAAGUCAAACCCUGGAUCAGCGGCUUCCUGUCCAUCUCGCACAACAUAGAGGAGGAGGAGUUUAAUGACUACGAAGCAAACGACCCCUGGGUACAGCAGCUCAUUGUCAACUUGGAGCAGCUUAUGGCUGAGUUCAAGUCAACUCUCUCGCCUGUUAUCUACGACACGUUGACCAGCCUGAUGACCAGCCUGAUAGCCAUCGAGAUGGAGAAGACAGUUCUCAAGUGCUCAUUCAGCAGGCUGGGAGGCUUGCAGUUCGAUAAAGAGCUUCGUUCUCUCGUGGCCUAUCUCACCACAGUGACCACCUGGACCAUCAGGGACAAGUUUGCACGGCUCACGCAGAUGGCCACCAUCCUUAACCUGGAAAGGGUAACUGAGAUCUUGGACUACUGGGGGCCAAACUCAGGGCCCCUGACAUGGCGUCUGACUCCAGCGGAAGUGCGUCAGGUUCUUGCUCUUCGCAUUGACUUCCGGAGCGAGGAUAUCAAGAGGCUUCGACUGUGACGCGUCAAGCAACGGGACGCACUCUGUGAUGCGUAUUCACAAAGAUGAUACAGCGAGUCCAUGGCUCGCAGGAUGGCUGCCAAGCUCUGGAUGGUGUUGCUGUAGACCACGGGCUUAUACUGCUUCACGUCAUCCCCGGAGAAGCCAUCUUCAUGGAUAAUCCUGCAGGCGAGCACAGAUAUUAGCACAAGGAAAUGUCCCGUUCUGCCAUAUGUUACUGUUGGAUCUCAACUGGUUCUCUUCUUACCUCGGGGGAUAGAGAAAGAAAAAAAAACUGGUUCAAGUGAUUUACGCUAUCUCUGCAUUAUGUAGCAGAGUAAAAGACUGUAUUAUGCAGCGGACAUUUAUUAUUGUGCUAUUUAAGCAGUGUCUAAUGUAUGACUGGCAAUAAAG